Molecule: messenger RNA, 14673 nt
Organism: Pectinophora gossypiella (pink bollworm)
Lineage: Eukaryota; Metazoa; Arthropoda; Insecta; Lepidoptera; Gelechiidae
Gene: kl-2
Product: dynein axonemal heavy chain 2
Exons: 79
Coding region: 1-13548 (4515 amino acids)
Biological process (GO): microtubule-based movement
Cellular component (GO): dynein complex
Molecular function (GO): ATP binding; dynein light intermediate chain binding; ATP hydrolysis activity
Source: RefSeq, a predicted model, not a curated record
AUGGAGGAAACUGAAGAAAAAAAGGAGGAAGAUCAGGAAGAAAAGGUAGAAGUAAAAGAGGAACCGAAAGAGGAACUAAAAGAGGAACCGAAGACUCCUAAGCGAGAGAAGGUUGCGUGGAGUGAUGACCUCAGUCAUGAUUCAGAGGAGGACAGAGAAAGAGAACGCUUAGCCGAGCUCGCCAGGCAACUAGCUCUUCUUCCAAAGAAACCAGUUUACGAAGAUGAGGAACUACAAAAACUCAUCACUUUCAUCAUGCAGAUAACGACACUCUUCGACUUACGAGACGAAGACUGGACUGACGACGUUAAACAAGGAAUAGAGGACUGGAUUCUCGAACCUAGAGCUCCUAUACUAUGUAUUUACUUCCGAGGAGAUAAGCUUAAAGCCACAAGUGACGUUCCUCUUGCCCCUGUAUACGACUUAACGUAUUUUAUAAGGCAACUCGAUUUUGUCUUCAAAGCGGAGACUUUUCAUGAAGAUAUAGUGUUCGGAACCUUUGUUGAUUCCGUCGAGUCAAACAUGAUUGCGAUCCUGGAAAUGGUGUACGCGCCUUAUUUCUUUGCGAUCACUACUUGGCCGGAUAGUGUUAAAAGUGAAUUCUGCACGCAGCUCCACACCUUCCUAGCCAAGCUUACAGACAUGUAUUAUAAAAUGCUCGGUCUGACCGUCUUGUACAUACCUCGUGAAGGCCAGAACAUCUCGUAUGAAAUGGCUAGUGCAGAUCGCGAGCUGGUGAAGAGAUUAGAAGGCGUGGUGGUGUACUGGACUCAUCAGAUGAAAUCUUGCCUGGAAGAUCAGGCCUCAGUGACGUCAUCUAAAGAACUACUGUGCCCCAGUGAUGAAUACGACUUCUGGAUUUAUAGACAUGAAAAUCUUAACGCUUUACUACAUCAACUGAAGAAUCCAGCCGUGAAACAUAUUACAAAGAUCUUGGUGACGACACACUCCACGUUCAUCCACCAAUUCCAAGCACUUUGCGAGGACGUCAUCCAAAAGAUAAAGGAAGCAAAGGCAAACAUCGAAUUCCUACAAGUUAUUAAGCAACCCUGCGCCGUAUUAGAAUGUGUCAUUGAUCCUGAUGAAAUUCCAAAAUAUGUUCCCCAAAUUAUAAAUCUGUUUAGAUUUAUUUGGAAAGAUUCCCCGUACUACAAUUCAGAAGCCCGAAUCACCAAUUUGUUCAAAGCUCUGAGUAACCAAAUUAUUAUCCUGUGUCGAACGUACAUUAAACUGGACGAACUAUUUGAGGGUCAAACUAAGAAAGCUAUGGGUGAAUUCAGCAAGUGCAUUGAUUGCUGUAAGAAAUACAGAGAGGUUUAUGAUGUUAUGGCCGACGCACAUAACGAAAUCGAACCAGCGAGUUGGGAACUCGAUACGGGGUCUAUAUUUAAUUAUAUCGAUUCGUUUACACAAAGAUGUUUCGACAUGCUUGAUGUUUGUAACUGUAUGAUUAUUUUUGGGAGAAUUGACGAGUUAGAAGAAGUGCCGAAGCCAAUAUUUGGUGGUGCCCACGGCGAAGAAUUCGAAAAUAAGUGUGAACAAAUUGAGCAUAUGUUUCACGAUGCGUUGAAUAAUAUCAGGAGAGUCAGCAGUACAAUUCUAGACGUGCAAGCACCGUCAUGGUAUGAUGACAUAUUGACUUUCAGAACCGUGAUAAAAGACAUAGAGAUCAUAAUAGAGAAUUUAGUUGAUUCAGUGUUUGAAAACGUGAAUCACGUCGAAGAAGCAGUCGUGGCUCUAUUCUCGUUGAACAACUAUGCGAAGAGGAAGAACCUAAAACGAAUUUUCAAGAGGAAGACGGCAGAAGUAUGGGCAAUGUUCAGCGAUGAGGUGCAGGAAGCUAAGAAGGAUAUGGUGACGACGCGGAGUCAGCAUCCAGCUGAUCUACCGUCGUUUGCUGGCAGAGCAGUCAUUUUACGUAUGAGGAAGAAUCGGUUGCUUUAUUUGAAAAGGGUUAUGACCGACGCUUCCGUGUGGUUGAUGCCGUGCAGCAACUCGGAAGACGUAAUCAUGCACGCAAAUAGACUGAUGGGAGCAAUCGAUGUCGCUAUCAGGGAGCUUUGGAUCUUUUGGACUCACAAUUUAGACGAAAAGUGUGGGGCGGGUUUAAACAAAACCUUGAUGAGAAGGAGUGCUGAAAAUCCGGGACUACUCGAAUGUAAUAUUGAUGUGAGUAUCUUGGACCUGUGUAAAGAAGCGCAACAUUGGGAAAACCUGAAACUGGAUGUGCCAAUCAACGCUUAUCAGGUCUACUCCAAAUGUAAAAACGUGUAUUUUGUUUAUGAAAGCGUACUGGCUGUUGUUAAAGGAUAUAACAAGAUUUUAGACUCGCUAUCUGAUGAAGAAAGGCUUCUUUUCAAGCCGUUAACAACAGCCUGUGAAAAAAAGGUCCAACCCGGUAUUACAAAACUGACCUGGACUUCGACUAUGUCUGAUGCUUAUAUUGCUGAUUGUGUGCAGCAAAUUGGAGAAUUGCAAGAUUUCCUAACAACUUACAAAAAUUGUAAUGUUAAUCUGGUUAAAAUUAUGGAAAAAAUAUGCGAUACCCCGUUGAUCGAGUUUGACAUUUAUAACGUUUUUGACAUAAAACAUCUUAGAAAAGAAAUAAGACGCAUGCAAGAAAAUGCUUCUUUAGAUAUAUUAGAAAUGUAUAAAUUGAUUAUUACCUAUCUAGUUAUCGUUUAUGAAGGUUUUGAAUCCCAAAUUACUCAGAUGGCUGAACAUUGGAUUAAAUAUGUGAGAAGAUAUGAUGGCUUACUUGAAGAUGCUUUGCGACUGGCUGUUAAAUGUACAAUGCAAAAUAUGUACAAAUGUGUACACGGUGACGGGACAAUGGCGCCGUCACCUCUUAUUAAAAUGAAUUUGUACCUUGAGCAAAAAGAUGUAUUUUUCAUACCAGGUCGAUACGAAAUAAGAGAUACUUUUAAUACUAUACUGGAAGAAAUUAUUCAUAUCGUAAGCACUAUUCCACGUCUUUUUGAAAAGUUUACAUUACCAGCGGGACCUUUGAAGAAGUUCUGGGAAGUAUUACAGACAGAUCCAGAUAGUAAUAAACUACAAUCGUUAAUAGAAGAAGAAAUCGAAUAUAACAUUUCGCUAAUAGACGUUCACAUCUCCAUGUGGGAUCCUUACAGUCACAUUUGGGUUGUAGACAAAGAUGAAUUUUUGAAGAAGUAUUACGAAGAAGGUCACACUGCAAAUGAUUUCGAUAAUUUAAUCAUUAGUUAUAGUGACUUAGCGAAUACUGUACAAAUACAAGAAACUGUUAAUCAGGUACAUUUUGUAACGCUAAAUUCGAGUGAAUUGAAAAAAGCUAUCAUAGCACACUGUCUUGUUUGGCAAAUUAAAUUAGGAGAGCUGUUGAGAUCUAUGACAGAAGAAAAUAUUGAUCGUGUGUACACAUAUGUAGAGAAAAGUAGCGAAGAUGCAAUGAGGGCACCUGCAACGUUAAAAGAGCUUGCAACUUCAAUAGCUACAUAUGAACGCCUUCUUUCUGAGGUGCCUAUUAUGGAAAAAACUUUCCCACCUAUUUCUGAUCAAAUGACUACACUGGGUAAGUUCGAAGUAGAAGUAAGUUCUGACAUGACUACAAGGCACGAAAAUAUUCCUGUGAUAUGGGCUGAGUAUUUGGCUCUUCUUGAGGAAGCGAAAAAAAAUUUAGAAGCCAACAAAGAAAAAUUCAAGGCAGAACUAUUAGAACAAGCCGAGCAAUUUAAAGAAGCUGCCAAAGAAUUUUGCGAAAACUUUUAUGCAACUGCUCCUAUUAGUUCUGACAUAAGUGCUAAAGAUGCUGUAGCUCAAUUGAAACAAUUCAGGGAAAUGUUAAAUGCUCUACGAGCUCAAGAAGCUGAAAUUCGAGAUGGAUUAGCAGUAUUCAAUUUAACGCUGCCAGUGAAUCUAGAUCUUGCGAAAAUGGAGAAAGAACUGGAGAAACUGGAGGAAGUUUGGGGUUUAGUACUGCAAUGGGAGGAAUCGUGGGAGAAAUAUAAGUCACAAACCUUUUGGGAAAUGGAGACUGACGAAAUGGAGGAAAAUGUCAUGUUUCUCUUUAGAAACUUUAAUCGCCUUUCUCGGCAACUCAAGGAGAAGAAUUGGGAAAUUAUUGAUACCACUCGCGUCAAAGUAGAUGCUUUUAGAAGAACUUUACCUUUGAUAGGUGAUUUGAAAAAUCCUUGCAUGAGAGAAAGACAUUGGGAUAGAAUAAAAGCUCUUGUAGGAGUUGAUUUCGAUCAGUAUUCACCGGAUUUCAAGUUAGAACUCAUUAUGAGAUUGAACUUUCAAGCUUAUGCAGAAGAAAUUGCUGAAAUAUCAAAUGCGGCCACAAUGGAAUUGGCUAUCGAGAACGGUUUGAAAGCAAUCAGAGAAGUAUGGAAAAGCACCACAUUCGAAAUGUCCCAUCACAAGGGUGACAUGUACAAAAUUAAGAACGUAGAAGAAGUUUCUCAGUUUUUAGAAGAUCACCAAGUUCAACUUUCGUCAAUGAAGUCUACUAAAUACGUUGAACCUUUUAUAAAAGAAGUCGAUUAUUGGGAAAAAUCUUUGGGAAUCGUUGCAGAAUGCAUUGAGAUCGCUUUACAAGUCCAACGUCGAUAUUUGUAUUUGGAACAAAUAUUCAGCGGGGAAGAUAUUAGAAAACAACUGCCAGCUGAAGUUGAAAUCUUCGAAGGUAUUAUGGCCGACUGGACUGAUAUAACUUUCAAUAUGCAUAAAGGAGCCAAUGCUGUUGAAGCCAUAUUAUUUAAACCACCACCUUACUUGUUUAAUAAACUUAAUCAAAUGGUUGAUAACUUGGAUAACAUUCUAAGAGCUUUGGAAAAAUACCUGGAGACUAAACGUCAGUUAUUUCCAAGAUUCUAUUUUAUAUCUAACGACGAUUUAUUGGAAAUUCUUGGUAAUUCUAAGAAGCCUCAACUAAUUCAAGUUCAUUUGAAGAAAUUAUUUGAUAAUGUUAACAAAAUUCGGAUUGAAAAGAAUUCAGUUGGCCUUCCGGUAGCAAAGGCGAUGAUGUCUGAGGAUGGAGAGUGUAUAGAAUGGAAAUACAACUUGAUCCUGGAUGGACCGGCGGAGACCUGGCUGCUCAACCUCGAACAUACCAUGAGAGUUGUGCUUAGAGAUAACUUGAUAUUAACUCGAGCCGCAUUACGUAAGUGCAAAUAUCAAAGAGAACAAUGGAUCAACGAUUAUCCGGGACAACUGGGUAUAACUUCCAGUAAGAUCGCCUGGACCUCGGAAUGCACUCGCACACUUUGUCGCUGCGAAAUAAUGAAGGAGAAAAAACCACUGAAAAGACUGCGCAAAAAACAGAACCUUAUCUUGACCACGCUACAAAUGAUGUCCAGAAAGGAUAUCCCGAAGAUAUUAAGAUGCAAAGUCAACGCCCUUUGCGUUAUUGAGAUCCAUUCUAGGGAUACCGUUGAUAGAAUGUAUAAAAUGGGUUGCAUGACUGUAACGGCAUUUGAAUGGUUCUCGCAACUCAAGUUCUUCUGGGAUCGCGAACGUGAAGAUUGUUAUAUCAGACAAACUAAUACAAAUUCCAUUUACACAUACGAGUACAUUGGGAAUUCUGGUCGGCUCGUCAUUACGCCUCUUACUGACCGAUGCUACAUCACCCUUACGACAGCAUUACACUUGUUCCGCGGCGGGAGCCCUCAAGGCCCCGCCGGUACAGGCAAGACAGAGACCACCAAGGACUUGGGCAGAGCGCUGGCGAGAUGGGUGGUCGUCACUAACUGCUCCGAUGGGCUUGAUUACAAGUCCAUGGCCAAAUGCUUUGCAGGCAUCGCCCAAAGCGGAUGUUGGGGUUGUUUUGACGAGUUCAACCGCAUCAACAUCGAGGUGCUAUCCGUGGUCGCGCAGCAGAUCUUGGCGGUGCUAUUGGCACUGUCCCUCUUCCAGAAACGGUUCAUGUUUGAAGGAUGCGAGAUUAAAUUGGAUGCCAACUGUGGCGUUUUCAUUACUAUGAAUCCUGGCUACGCUGGGCGAACUGAGUUGCCAGAUAACCUCAAGUCUAUGUUCCGUCCUAUAGCGAUGUGUGUGCCAGAUUCGCUCAUUAUAGCUGAGAAUACUCUGUUUUCUGAUGGUUUUACCGCUUAUAAGGUCAACGCCAAAAAGGUGUUCACUCUGUACCAACUGGCCAUGCAGCAGCUGUCCAAACAAGACCACUACGACUUCGGUCUUCGGUCGAUGGUGGCGUUGUUACGUUAUGCAGGUGUCAAGCGUCGCGCGUACCCGCAUCUGCCGGAACAAGAGAUGGUAAUCCUAGCUAUGAGAGACAUGAACGUCGCCCGUUUGACGGCCAAAGACGUGCCCCUAUUCGACGGGAUCAUGCGCGACAUAUAUCCCGAAGUGGAAAUACCAACAUUGGACUAUGAAGUAUUAGAGACUGCUAUCACAGCGGAGAUGAGGUUGAUAGGGCUGCAGCCUACUAAAGCCGCUUUGUUAAAAGUCAUACAGACUUUUGAGACUAAGAAUUCCCGUCACUCGAGUAUUCUUCUUGGCAACACGAACACAGCCAAGUCUGUCUCAUGGAAGAUGCUGGCGGCGACUCUAACAAGACUCCACAAUGAAGGCGUCGCAGGGUUCGAGACAGUUCAGCCUCACCCAUUGAACCCUAAAGCGUUGACGCUUGGAGAAUUGUACGGAGAGUUCAACCUUGCGACUGGAGAGUGGAAAGAUGGUGUGCUUUCGUCUAUCAUGCGGAAUACUUGCCAAGAUGAAUCACCUGAUCUAAAAUGGAUCAUAUUCGAUGGUCCAGUAGACGCGGUGUGGAUUGAGAACCUCAACUCCGUGAUGGAUGAUAACAAACUGCUCACGCUUGUCAACAGUGAGAGGAUAUCCAUGCCAGCGCAGGUAUCCCUUCUGAUUGAGACGCUCGACCUAUCAGUAGCGUCGCCGGCGACGGUGUCUCGCAACGGCAUGGUGUACAAUGAUUACAAGGACUGGGGCUGGUGGCCGUUCGUUAACUCUUGGCUGGAGACCAUCAUUGACCCGGAUUAUAGGGAGCUGCUCCGUCAAAACUUCCAACGGAUCCUAACCCCGGUGCUAGAGCUAAAGCGGCUCCACUUAGCUGAAGGCGCAUCAGUGAGAGGUCAGGAAUUGACUGGGGUGCGAUCCUUGUGUCGUCUGUUGGGACACUUGCCCAUACCCGCACCGCCUGCGCCCGAUGAGGAAGAUAACGACGUCUUCACCAAGAUGAGAUUCCUUUUCGCCUUGAUCUGGUCAGUGUGUGCAACGCUGGAGGAUGAGCCGCGCCGCCGCCUGGACAACUGGAUCCGCGAGCACGAAGGAGUAUUCCCAUUGAAAGACACCGUCUACGAUUACUAUGUGGAUGAGAGACUGCGGGUUUUCAAACCCUGGGAGGACAAGCUGCCUGAUAACUGGAGAUUUAAUCCUAACCUCGGUUUCCACAACAUUCUAGUACCGACUGUGGAGUUCAUACGUGUACAGCUCAUUGCCCUGGACAUGCUGAAGGCAGGGUAUGGUGUGCUUAUAGGCGGCCCUACUGGCACCGGGAAGACCUUCCUCAUCCAGGGAACUCUGAGUAGUUUAGAUGCGACCAGAUAUAGUACUCAAGUGAUAAACAUGUCUGCGCAAACGACGGCUGCCAAUGUCCAAGAUAUCAUAGAAGCCAGGUUGGAGAAGAGAACCAAAGGGAACUACGUACCCGCUGGAGGUAAGAAAAUGAUAGCGUUCAUGGACGACAUAAACAUGCCUGUACGAGACGAGUACGGGUCGCAGCCGCCAUUGGAGCUGAUGCGCCUGUGGCACGACUACGGGUACUGGUUUGACCGCGCUAAGCAGUGGCGGAAGAAUGUUAAGAAUAUGGUGCUAGCGGGUGCAGCAGGGCCGCCGGGCGGCGCGCGGUCGCCGCUGCCGCCGCGCUUGCUGUCCUGCUUCCACGCCUUCUACCUCACCGCGCCCACCGAGCAGCAGCUCGUCAAGAUCUUCGGCACCAUGAUCCGCCAGCACCUGCAGGACUUUGACGAGGAAACCAAGGGCGUUGGCAAGAUAGUGUUAACCGCGACUAUAGACAUCUUCAACAAUGUGGUAGCGAAGUUGUUGCCGACACCGAGCAAGAUGCACUACUUGUUCAACUUGCGAGAUAUCUCCAAGAUAUUCCAGGGUUUGCUGAGAAGUAACAAGGACUAUCAGAAUACGCGGCCGCGGUUUCUGCGGCUAUGGGUGUGCGAAUGCUUCAGAGUGUUCUCUGAUCGACUUAUUGAUACCAAAGAUCGCGAUUGGUUCAUGAACCACAUGGGCGACCAGUUGGGCAAGCACUUCGAGCUGACGUUCCACGCGCUGUGUCCCAACAAGCAGUCGCCGCUUUUCGGACACUUCCUCAACCCGUUCGAGGUCUACGACGACUUGAAUGACCCUGAUGCUCUUAGAAAGUAUAUAACGGUUCAGCUGGAGGAAUACAACAGUUGUCCCGGUGUAGUGAAGAUGGAUCUGGUGUUGUUCAAGGACGCCAUUGAGCAUAUCGUGCGGAUUGUUCGAGUCAUCUCCCAGCAGAGAGGAAAUAUGCUGUGUGUGGGGAUUGGUGGUUCGGGACGUCAGAGCUUGACCCGAAUUGCGUCGUAUAUAUGCGAAUGCAACUCCUACCAAGUGGUAGUGACCAAGACUUACGGUGUCAAGGAUUUCAGAGAAGACUUGAAGGUGCUAUACUCGGCAUGCGGCGUGGAUGCUAAGCUGAUGACGUUCAUAUUCUGCGACACGCAGAUAGUAGAGGAGUCCUUCACAGAGAUCAUCAACAACCUGCUUAGCAGCGGGGAGAUCACCAACCUGUACAAACCGGAUGAGUUUGAAGACAUAAAAUCGGCUCUAGAGAAGGCUAUGAAGGCGGCUGGCAUAAUGCAGACCCAAGAAGCCGUGUAUCUGUUUCUUGUGGAGCGAGUGCGAGCCAAUAUGCGUAUUGUACUGUGCUUCAGCCCUAUUGGCGAUGACUUCAGAAACCGUAUCCGUCAAUACCCUGCGCUGAUAAACGCGACGACCACCAAUUGGUUCUUGGAGUGGCCGCGAGAGGCGCUGCUGGAAGUGGCGUACAAGUUCUUGGAAGGAGUCGAGCUGUUGGCUUCUAUUACAGGAACAAGGGUGAAGAGAAAGGAGUCUAUAGUAGAAUCCCGCGAGGACACGCUCCGUGCGUCGGUGGCGUCUAUAAUGUCGCUGAUCCACUCUUCAGUCGGCCGGUACUCCAUUAAGAUGUGGCAGGAGAUGAGGAGGACCAACUACGUCACGCCUACCAAUUACUUGGAGCUCGUGACUGGGUAUAAAGAAAUGCUGAAAGCGAAACGAUACGAGAUAGCCUUGCAAGCGAACAAGCUGCGCAAUGGGCUGGGGAAGCUGGAAGAGACCACCAAACUGGUCGGAGAGAUGUCUGAGGAGCUGUCUAUUGCUCAGGUUCAAGUGGCAGAAUACACAGAACAGUGCAUAGAGUACAUGGGCGUGAUCAACGUGCAACAACGCAACGCGGACGAACAGCAACGCAGCGUUGCGGCCAGGAGCAAGAAGACUGCUGAGGAAGAGGUGCAGUGCAAGAAGCUAGCUGAUGCAGCCAUGAGGGACCUGCAAGCUGCCAUGCCUGCUCUUGAGGAGGCUAUUAAGGCCCUAGAUGCUUUGAACAAGAAGGAUAUUUCUGAAGUAAAGUCUUACGCGAAGCCUCCGCAGAAAGUUGAAAUGGUUUUAGAAGCGGUGCUGAUAUUGUUACAGAAAGAACCGACUUGGGCGGAAGCGAAGCGGCAACUUGCUGACCAAUACUUCCUGGACCGUCUCCGAGAGUUUGACAAAGACAAUAUACCAGAUAAAGUGCUGAAGAAGAUCGGAACAUACACUUCGAAGCCGGACUUCGACCCCGAGAUAGUGGGAACUGUAUCUGCCGCGGCCAAGUCGCUUUGCUUGUGGGUGCGCGCAAUUGAGAAAUACGGAAAGAUUUAUAAAAUCGUGAAACCCAAGAAAGAGCGUCUAGAAGAGGCGUUAGAAUCAUUGCGUAUGAAGCAGCAGAUUUUGGCCGAAGCCCGUGCUAAGUUAAAAGAGUUGAGUGAAAUGAUCGCUCGCUUGCAAAGAGAGUAUGAUGAGAAGGUGGCACAAAAGGAAGAGUUGGAACGAAAGUCUAGAUUGCUGCAGUUGAAGUUGGAGAGAGCUGAAGCGUUGAUUGCUGGGCUUUCAGGCGAGAGAGAAAGAUGGGAGGCCACAGUGGAACGCUUGGACAAGGAGUUUGAUAAUUUGCCCGGGGAUUGUUUGAUUGCUACCGGCUUCGUCGCGUACCUCGGCCCCUUCGUCUCCGAGUACCGGGAAGAACUGAUGAGUGAAUGGUUUAUAGAGGUAUUUAACGAAGCAGUACCAGUGACAAUGGAUCUAAGCAUGAAGUACUUUUUGCUAGAUGACGCUACACUUCGAGAUUGGAAUUACAUGGGACUGCCUGAUGAUAACUUCAGUGCUGAGAAUGGCAUCAUAGUGGUGAGGGCCACGCGAUGGCCCCUCGCUGUCGACCCUCAGGGUCAAGCUCUCAUCUGGAUAUCACGGUUGGAAGAACAUAAUGAAAUCCAGCUUGUAGACUUCGGUCAACCAAACUAUCUGAAGAUAAUGGAAAAUUGUCUAGCAGAUGGAAAACCCAUCCUAAUUCAGAAUGUGGGCGAAGUUUUUGAUCCGUCCAUUGCGCCGAUACUGGACAAGGCUAUUGUCACUAUUGGCAACUCUCAGGUUAUCAAGUUUAAUGACAAAAUGGUCUCAUACAACACUGCAUUCAGGAUGUAUUUGACUACUAAAUUGGGGAAUCCAGUAUAUACACCAGAAACUCUAACAAAGACGACUAUGGUGAACUUCGCGGUGAAGGAGCAGGGUCUGACGUCACAGCUGCUGGGCAUCGUGGUGCGCAAGGAGAAGCCGCAGCUGGAACAGAUGAAGGACAAUCUCGUGCUCACCAUAGCUCGGAACAAGAAAGUUUUGGUGGACUUAGAAAAUGAUUUGCUACGCAUUAUGUUCGAGUCACAAGUGCCUCUGUUGGAAAACGAAGAGUUGUUCGUAACUCUGCAGACUUCACAACGAACCUCACUCGAGGUGAAGGAAGCGCUGGCUACUUCAGAAGUGACUGAGAAGGAAAUCGACGCUGCCCGAUCGGGUUAUGUCCCGGUGGCGGUUCGCGCUUCAGUCCUGUUCUUCGCUUUAAAUGACCUGUCCCGCAUCGACCCUAUGUACCAGUUCUCUCUGGAUGCCUACACCGACCUGUUCACGUACUCCAUAGACCGCAGCGCCAGGAGUCUGGAGCUUGAAGACCGGAUAAAUAACCUGAAUGAGUUCCAUACUUACGCUGUUUACAAAAACACAUGUCGCGCCGUGUUCGAGCGUCACAAGCUCCUGUUGUCGUUCCACAUUGUUGCUCGCAUCCUCUUCCAAUCCGGCAAGAUGAGCAUGGGAGAAUACAUGUUCCUACUAAAAGGCGGUGUGGUGUUGGACCGAUCCGAACAACCUGAUAACCCUACCAAUUGGAUGCCGGACGAAUGCUGGGAUAACAUCACUGAAUUGGACAAGAUUCCCGGGUUCCACGGCGUCAUCGACUCCUUCGAGACCUUCAGCAAGGAGUGGAAGGAGUGGUACCUGCACCCUGAACCAGAGACAUUGCCCAUACUUGGCGAAUGGAACGACAUCUGCAACGACUUCCAGCGCAUACUGUUCAUCCGGUCGCUGCGCGUGGACCGCGUGUCAGCGUGUAUCACCACCUUUAUUGUUAGCGUGCUUGGCCCGCGGUACGUCGAGCCUCCCGUGCUUGAUAUCAGGGCGGCGUGGGAGGAGUCAACCUGGAAGACAUCUCUUUUAUUCGUUCUGUCUCCCGGAGUGGACCCGACGGCGGCACUUAUUCAGCUCGCGACAGACGUGAAAAUGUUCGACAAGUUCCAGACACUCAGUUUGGGACAGGGUCAAGCGCCAACAGCUACCAGAUUGCUAUCGGCUGGUAUGAAAGAAGGCGGCUGGGUGUUCCUAGCUAACUGCCACUUGGCUUGUCAAUGGCUAGGGUCUCUCAGAGGUCUAGACAAUCCUAAGAUACACCCACGGUUCCGACUGUGGCUGUCUUCGAUGCCCGAUGAUAAGUUCCCCUUGGGCGUGCUGCAGAGGAGUAUCAAGAUGACUACUGAGCCUCCUCAGGGUCUGAAAGGCAACUUAGUCCGGCUGUUCGCGAACAUCAAUGAAGAGAAGUUCGACGAGGCUACCCCAAUGUACCGUCGCUUGUUGUUCUGCGUGGCUUUCUUCCAUUGCACACUGAUCGCACGCAAGCGGUUCCGACAACUCGGCUACAAUGCUGUUUACAGCUUCAAUGACGCUGACUUUGACGUGUCAGAUAACUUGCUGGCAAACUAUCUAGAAGAAUAUGAGGAAGUUCCGUGGGACGCACUGCGGUACUUGUUCUCUAUAAUUAACUAUGGCGGGCAUAUCACAGACGACUGGGACAAGCGCGUGCUCAUCGCGUAUAUCAACCAAUUCUUCAACGAAGAAGCUCUGGAUACCAACUUCUACAGAUUAUCGAGUAUCCCAGCUUAUCACAUCCCACGCGACGGCAGUUUGGAAUCGUAUCGCGAUUUCCUGGACUUGUUACCGCCAUCGGAACGCGCCGAGUCCGUCGGACAACACGCUUCCGCCGAUGUCGCUACCUUAGCCCAGGAUGCAAUUAUAUUGUGCACCACGCUGUUUCAACUUUCAUCUACUGGCGGCGGCGGCGCGGGCGGAGGGGAAGAUCAGAAGGUGGACGAUUUAGCCCAGGAAAUGAUCCAGAAGCUCCCCGGUAAGAUCGACGUGGAGACGACCGAGAAGCUGAUGGGCCCCGAGAUAGUGAUGCCCAUGUGCGUUUCCUUGCUGCAGGAGCUCGAAUACUACAACACGCUUAUAAACAAGAUUACUUCUGGAUUACGGGAAUUACGUCGUGCUAUCGAAGGAUUGGUGGUAAUGUCUGAGGAACUUGAAAUUAUGUAUCACUGCAUCUUUGAAGGACGAACACCUGUGUUUUGGAUUAAAGGUCGUCCGUCCAUGAAGCCACUGGGCUCGUGGUGUCGCGAGCUGUUCCUGCGUGGGCAGCACCUGUCAGCCUGGGCCAACGCGCCGCGCUCGCCGCCCACGCUGUGCUGGCUGCCGGCCCUCGUGGUACCCACUGGCUUCCUCACUGCCGUUAUGCAGACAACUGCUAGAGCGGAGAGCUGGCCUAUAGACACGCUAUGCUGGGAGUUCACCGUGUUGCCUCUAGAAGAGUCUGCAUUCGUGAGACCGCCACGAGACGGCGGCGUUUAUAUUAGGGGGCUAUUCCUAGAAGGUGCGAGUUGGUUCAAGAAGGACGGCUAUUUGGCUGAACCUCUGCCUAUGCAGCUCGUGUUCCCUAUGACACCCAUACACUUCAAGCCUAUCAAGGCCACAGGCAGACGGCUGAAAAAUCGCUACAUCUGUCCGUGCUACUACUACCCGUUGCGUAAGGGCGCGUUUGUAGUGGCAACAGAUUUGCCUGCAGGGAAGGAAAACGCAGAAUUUUGGGUCAAACGAGGCACCGCCAUGCUAUGCACACUCGCUAUUUAGUUCUAUAUUUGUUAACGGCAUAUUAAGCGUAAUACUUGCUCCGCUCUUAGGUUAACGUCGUGUCUUAUAGGGAAGUCAAGGAAUUGGGCUUUGAUAGACUGGAAUGGAAAAUGCAACACCGACAAGAGCGUGGCUCUUAAAUUGGUGAUGAUGACUUAUUCCGCAGCGUUAUCCCGUUUUUCACAGGGUCCGCUUACCUUACCUGAAGACGUAAAAGUUCUAGUAUUUUUUUUUUACAUUAAUCAAAGCUUUGUUUAACCAGUGAUCCCACAAAAUGCCACGAAAGUGUGGAGGCGGCUUCUUAAAACAAUUUAAUUUGACAAAAACCCCGGUGUCGAAUAAAACUUUCGUCAUCACUAAUUUAAGAGCCACGCUCUUGUCGGUGUAGCAUUCUCCAUGCUACUUUUAGGGAAAAAUAGGGCAGUGGUUUCCAUCUUGCCUUCCGCUCCGAAUAAAACGUUACGACGGUUGAAAAAUAGGUUUUAGAGGUUCACGCCCUGUUGUCUUAAAUUGCACCGGGUGAGAGCCCUCAGCGCUUCCCAUUUGUCCGGCCAACUUAAGUUGUUAAUGCCAUCUGCGGCAAACCAAAAAAAAGUCACAUCAAAAAGAAACUGUGGGUUGUAAGUAGGAAAUGAUCUCGUCAAAUUUUUCGGGAUCAAUUCCGAAGCAUAAUAUGACCAUAUCCCGUUCGAGAUUGACGAGAUUGGGUGAAUCUCCUUGACUUAUACUUUUUGUUUUGAUUAUGCUGAUUUCCAAAGAAAACUUAAUUAUUUAGUUAGUGUACGCGACAACCGAAAAGAUUACAGCAGCAACAGUAAUGAAAUCAUAUAGAAAAACUCGUAAACAAAUAUCGAAUAUGAAACGCCGAAAAACAUAUGUUUAAUGUCAAAAUUGACAAUCGGAGAAUGACAGAUGACAGAUAAACGGGCACCAUUCACAGGACAAAAAUAAGGAACACCGCCACCAUUACGAAUCUGUUUGGAAAUAUCGAUAAAUAAUUCAGUAGCGCCAUCUGUUAUCGAGAAGCCAAAGAUUGCUGUCAUCUGUCAAAUAUAUGUCUGCUCUGCUCAUUUAUAUCUCCCUCUCGCUCACUCUUUAAUUCUGCUACUCGACAAUAGAGGGCAG